AUGAACCAUUUAAUAGGGGUUUGUGCGGCUAGGCGGGAGUUAACACCUGGCAGUCAGCGUUUCAACCUGAUCUCCAAGAGUGACAUUCGUUAUGUUGGAACGUUGCAUGAGAUCAAUCCUGAAGCCUCCACCAUAGCUCUGGAGAAUGUUGUCUCUUUCGGGACCGAGGGUCGUCGAGGCAAUCCCGCUGAGGAGAUUGCCCCGUCGGCCAGCGUCUACGAAUAUAUUGUCUUCCGAGGCAGUGACGUAAAAGACAUUAGCGUAGCAGAGGACACGAAGGAGAACACUCCACCUGAACCUCCUCAGGUGCCGGAUGAUCCCGCCAUCUUAGGGUUCCAAGGCUUCUAUCCUCCAUAUGGACAACGCUUUGGAGCCCCCGGUUUCCCUCCUGGACCUGGUUUUCCUAAUAUGCCGUAUGGAGCCCCGCCACCAGGAUGGUUUCCUCCCCCGGGUCAAGGAUUCCCCCAAGGACCAGGCCAGUUCCCUCCCCAGAUGCCUAUUGGACCCCCUGGCCAACACCAGACCCCUCCUCCGCAGCGACAGGGGGUACCUGGCGCAGGCCCCGUAAAUGUCCCUAAACCCACCUCUGAGCUUCCCGUUGGUGACCGGCCGUCCAGUAAGCCAGCCAGCCGGAAUGCUACACCCGCGCCUGGAGUCUCUGCUCAGAAUGCUCCUCCGCCCCCUGUUGAAUCGAAACCAUCUGUAACGGAGGCCGUACAAGCCUCCAGUAUUCCUGCUGCUGCCGCGGCUCCGACUCCGGCCAAGAUGCCACCUACUGGACCCCGGAGUGGACGUGUGCAGCCGGCGAUUCCGAUCUCUGCUCCCUCCAAGCCACCUGUUCCUGCUGUAAGCAAUCCUCCUGUCCCUGGCGCUGGGAGCAGUGUGCCGCAAGGUACCGCUCAGGCGGCCAUUACCGAGGCUACGCGUGCUGCCACGGCUGCUGUUGCGGCGGCUAUGGCCAAGCUGCCCCAGCCAAACGCGCCCAAGAAGCCUGCGCAUGGAGAAGUGUCCGUUGAAGGAGUAACGAGACAGAUGGCGGAAAUGAAGCCGUAUGAGGGCAACCGCGCACCCCGUGGUCAUCAGCAUCCCCGCGGACGUGGCGGUCACCGUGCCCCAUAUCAGGGACAGUCGAAGAAGGUUGAGGUUCCUGAUACGGACUACGACUUCGAGACUGCCAACGCCAAAUUCAACAAGCAAGACCUGGUCAAGGAGGCCAUUGCCACUGGGUCGCCUGCCCAUGAGGCUGAGACUGCUUCCAUCACUAACGGGGACAUUGAAGCGCCUGAUACCAGCGCUGAUUCCGUGGCUACCUACAACCGGGCGACUUCUUUCUUCGAUAACAUCUCGAGCGAGGCUCGUGAUCGUGAAGAGGGAACGGGAGGCCGUGUGGGUGGCCGUGAAUGGCGCGGCGAGGAGGAGAAGCGCAAUAUCGAGACCUUCGGGCAGGGUAGCGUUGACGGUUACCGGGGAAGCUACCGUGGCCGUGGCAGAGGAAGAGGCUAUGGUCGUGGCCGCGGUGGCUACGGACGUGGGUACUCUCGGGGUCGUGGAGGCCUUCGUGGAGGUCGCAACACUUCGCAAGCCACCGGCGUGCCUACCCAGACAUAG
Aspergillus niger is the source of this 1608-nucleotide messenger RNA. RefSeq lists its product as uncharacterized. The transcript is spliced from 4 exons. Gene Ontology annotation, biological process: P-body assembly; cytoplasmic stress granule assembly. The record is from RefSeq and is a predicted model, not a curated record. Bases 1 to 1608 code for a protein of 535 amino acids. Gene Ontology annotation, cellular component: P-body. NCBI's taxonomy places the organism in Eukaryota, Fungi, Ascomycota, Eurotiomycetes, Eurotiales, Aspergillaceae. Gene Ontology annotation, molecular function: mRNA binding.